Messenger RNA from Sugiyamaella lignohabitans, 348 nucleotides. It is a transcript of the gene CDC48, whose product is annotated as AAA family ATPase CDC48. The record is from RefSeq and is a predicted model, not a curated record. The transcript has 2 exons. Lineage: Eukaryota; Fungi; Ascomycota; Dipodascomycetes; Dipodascales; Trichomonascaceae. The coding region runs from base 1 to 348 and encodes 115 amino acids.
AUGUCAGAAGACGCAUCACACGCCCACCACCACGACAAGAAACCCAAUCUUGUCGAUGCCUCUGGCAAAGAGGAGUCGAAAGAAGAUGCCACAGCCACGGCCAUUUUGCGCCGCAAGAAGAAAGACAACGCUCUUGUCGUCGAAGAUGCCACCAACGACGACAAUUCGGUGAUCUCGCUGUCGCCCAACACCAUGGACCUGCUGCAACUGUUCCGCGGCGACACUGUCCUCGUCAAGGGCAAGAAGCGCAAGGACACAGUUCUCAUUGUCCUUAAAGGGCGAUUUGUUCACGGUACGCGGUGGUAUGAGACAGGUGGAGUUCAAGGUUGUGGAUGUGGAUCCCGCUGA